AUGGAUGAAGCUAAGCCGUCUACAAGUUACGAAGGACUUGAUAAUAUGCCGCCGAAUGCGAAGGACCUUGUGAAACGCCUAUUUGAUGCAGUGGAUAUAAUUCAGAAACCGUUGCAAAAAAUGGUUGAGUUAGAUGCCGCCUAUCAAGCGGUCAUGCGAGAAGUAGAGAGAAUCCAGGAUACUUUCAAUGAAGGACUGACGGAAAUGAAUCGUGAACAAGUUGAUGAAUUAUUCGAUACUUUGGAAAACGAACUGCGUAUGGCACAACAUCUAGCAUUUUGGAAGUCAGGCGUAAUGUUUGACGUAGAUACAAAGUUGCAGAAUUUAAUUGGUCGACAAACUGAUCCACAACAAAGCAAACAACUUGUUGUCGAAAAGGGAAAGGCGCAGAAGAUAGCAAGACGAGGAAAAGGGAGAAAACAGAUAACUAAAUCAAAGGGACCUCGAUCAAAACGUCAGGCUCCAAUUACAAGAGAGAAUAUACGUCGGAUCGAAAGGGACACACGAUCGCAAUCUAUUGUAAAAGGAAAAUCAAAAGAUUCUCCUUCUCCACCGAUAGCGUCAGAUCAGUAUUUAUCGGGACGUCGGAAGAAAAUAAAAGUACCAGAAAUGAAUGAAGGACGUUCUAUACAAAAGAAACGUGGUGCAGGAAGACCGCGUUUGCCGAGGAAACCCCGCAAUGUAACUUCUGUUGUAGCAGAAACAGUAGAAGGCGAGAAUGUUCUCGAUACCUUGUAUUGUUUAUGUCGGCAAGUUUCUUAUGGCGAUAUGAUUCUCUGUGAGAAUAAAAAAUGUAACGAAUGGUAUCAUUUCCCAUGUGUCCAAUUAAGACAGAAGCCGAAAGGUAAAUGGUAUUGUCCACAUUGUCGUGGAGAUCGAUGCGAUGUAAUCAAUCCUGAUUUGAUAAACUGA
Molecule: messenger RNA, 912 nt
Organism: Acanthocheilonema viteae
Lineage: Eukaryota; Metazoa; Nematoda; Chromadorea; Rhabditida; Onchocercidae
Source: the annotation of a GenBank genome assembly